AUGAAGCCGGUUUUUCUGCUGUUGCUCCUCGUUGUCGGCCUCUCAUCAGCUGCUAUUGCUUUGCCAAAAAUACCCCUUGCGGUGUCGACCUGCCAAGUUGACUCGGAUUGUCAGAGUAAGGGUUCUGACCUCUACUGUCAGACUCACUACAACCCGCAGAUUGGGAAACCGGGCGGGCGACGAUGCGGGAAACUACUUGAAAGCCAAUGCGUUUCGGACGAGCAUUGUGGGAAGGGAACAACUGGGGAAUGCCAAGACUAUGCUGAUGGACGCCCUGGAUACUGCCUUCCUAAGUUCAAGGAUGAAGUUGGUUCUCCUGCUGCUGCUCCUCGUCGUGAGCCUCACGUCAGCUGGUCCGCCAAUAAUAUCGAAUUGCGUCAGGGACGCCAUAUGCCAGGAGUUUCGCAGCAAGGAUUACUAUUGCCAGGCCUACCCCGACAAGUCCCAAUGGUGCCAGCCGCUCCCGCUGAA
Mesorhabditis spiculigera is the source of this 471-nucleotide messenger RNA. Lineage: Eukaryota; Metazoa; Nematoda; Chromadorea; Rhabditida; Rhabditidae. The record is from the annotation of a GenBank genome assembly.